AUGGAUUCCCUUCCGCAUGCAUUCGAGGCUGAAAUGUCGCUCUCUCAAGAGGAACUGCAGACCAUUCGAGACCUGUACAAGAAAGAAGGAGCUGCUGUUUCUCCACAGGUCAAGUUUAACUAUGCUUGGGCAUUAGUUCGCAGUACAAAAAGACAAGACCAACAGCUUGGUGUGGAUCUACUUCAUGCUAUAUAUCGUGAAAAUCCUGGACGAAGACGGGAAUGUCUGUACUAUUUGGCUCUUGGCGAGUACAAACUUGGAAACUACACCAAAGCUCGUCGGUAUGACGAAACACUACUGAAUAUGGAGCCGAGCAACCCUCAAGCUCUGGCACUCAAAACAUUGAUCGCUGAACACGUUCAACAAGAGGGUCUUGUUGGUAUGGCCAUUGUUGGUGGAAUGGUUGCUGUUGUGGGUAUUGUCGGUGCCAUGUUUAUGCGUCGUAAAAACUAAGCCUAUGAAAU
Messenger RNA from Batrachochytrium dendrobatidis JAM81, 464 nucleotides. RefSeq lists its product as uncharacterized. The transcript is spliced from 6 exons. Gene Ontology annotation, biological process: autophagy of mitochondrion; peroxisome fission; mitochondrial fission. The coding region runs from base 1 to 453 and encodes 150 amino acids. The record is from RefSeq and is a predicted model, not a curated record. Gene Ontology annotation, cellular component: mitochondrial outer membrane; peroxisomal membrane. Gene Ontology annotation, molecular function: protein binding. NCBI's taxonomy places the organism in Eukaryota, Fungi, Chytridiomycota, Chytridiomycetes, Rhizophydiales.